Messenger RNA from Serpula lacrymans var. lacrymans S7.9, 1618 nucleotides. Its product is annotated as glycoside hydrolase family 28 protein. Gene Ontology annotation, biological process: carbohydrate metabolic process. Gene Ontology annotation, molecular function: polygalacturonase activity. Lineage: Eukaryota; Fungi; Basidiomycota; Agaricomycetes; Boletales; Serpulaceae. The record is from RefSeq and is a predicted model, not a curated record. The transcript is spliced from 18 exons. The annotation marks the transcript as partial.
AUUAGUAUCGCCUUUCUAUGAUGCGUACGUCCCGUCUGGUUGAUGCUUACGACUUAGCCAACGUUACUACUUACGGCUUUUCGUUUCACGUGCGCCCUGUCCAUCUAACUCGUGUCCAAUCCCGGUUUCCCUCCAGAAACUCAGAACCCUGGCACAAGAGAUCGUCUUCCUUGACAUGUCAGAUGCACUACAAAUUGCAUAAACACCUCAUAUAUGAACACCUCCACCCUGUGACUCUCUUGCAUCACAUGAACGGCUUACCCGGGCCUAUUCAAAUUCUCUAUGUUUCUCGACAACUCUGACGUUGUACACACUCAUGGCUUUUGCUAUAUAUCGUGCUGUGAAACAAUAUACUGGAGUCCCGCGUCGUACGUCUCACCCGCAUACCACGUCUAACAAUCGACUUUUGCAAUGUUGUUACCUAUUCUUCUUCCACUUCUACUUUCCACCCAUAUCCACGCGUGGACAACCUACACUGUUCCACACUCCACAGGUUCAGAUGACACUCCUGCUCUCCUCUCUGCUCUUCAGGACACCACCUAUACUUCGGAUGUCACCAUCCUUUUCGCACCAAACACUACAUACAAUGUCUGGUCCCCUAUUGUAUUUCCUGUGUUUACGAACGUCGAAGUAAGAAUCGAGGGUAACCUGUCAUACCCCACGAAUAUGACAACAGUCCAAAGUAAGAUCUCAUUCAUGGGAGGAAACAACGUAACCCUUCGAGGAAAUACUGAUCCUGACUGGGGUUGGGUAGACGGACAUGGCCAGCAAUGGUGGAAUAUCAUGGAACAGGCCGGCCGUCCUUACGGUUGGCUCUUUGGGAACAUUACAAAUGGUGUCAUUAGGGAUAUGAAGAUAUACAAGCCCAUUGCCUGGAAUUUCCUCACAACGGGAUCGUCUUACCUUCACGUUUUCAACAACAUCAUUCUUGCUGGAUCAGAUAAUGCGUCGUUCCCAUUCAACACUGAUGGCUUUUCUGCUGGCGGCACUGAUAUGCUCUUCGAGCGGAAUCAUGUACACAACGGAGAUGACUGCAUAACAGUCAUAAACGGGGCUAAGAACAUCACUUUCCGUGAUAGCUAUUGUGAAGGCAGCCAUGGUCUAUCGGUCGGAUCCUUAGGCAAAGCUGGACAGGACUCACAAGUAUCCGAUCUUUUGUUUGAGAACGUCAUUAUGAACCACACGCUUUAUGGUGCUCGAUUCAAGAGUUGGACAGGUGGAAACGGAUUGGCCCAAAACGCAACCUGGCGAAACAUCAUGUUCAUCGACGUCAUGUUCCCCAUCUAUGUUACACAAAACUACUGGGACCAAAACGUCGGCCCAAAACCCAAUUCAACUAACACAAACGAAACACACAUCGAAAACUUUUUGUUCGAGAACUUUGUUGGCGUCAUCAACGAUACCCCCGGCUACGUAGAGGGUUCCUGCAUCAGCGAUCCCUGCUGGUACGCAGUCACCAAUGCCACCGGAAAAGAAGUCGUCAUAUUUGACUUGUAUCCUGACACUGCUACGAACAUUGUCGCUAAAGAUAUCUUCGCUCGUACACUAACUGGUGCCCCUGUUGCUGCCAUGUGUAACACCUCCACUAUUUCUACUGAUGUCGGUUUUGUCUGUGAGG